GCUAAAAGCACAGCCAAAGGAGAGGAGGUCUUUGAGAGGACAGCUCUCAUGGAUUGAAGAGGGGAGAGCUGAGAUUGUAUGCGAAGGGUCCCACGGCUUCCAGUGAUGUUUACCCUGACAGAAGUGACCUUUCCCAACGACAGCUAUGCCCGGUUCCAGACUCUAAAGCCUUGGUGGGAUGUCCUGAUGGACUACUUGGGACUAGCGAUGCUGAUGGUUUCUCUUCUCUCAGGAACUCUGCUAAUUUCAGUUGACAAAAUGACUUGCUUGCCUCUGAAUGACAAGCUAAAUGAGUCCACAGCAGCUAUGCUGAAGGCUGGAGCAACUGAUCAUGCCAUCAGUGAAGAGUUUCCUGCCACGAACAGUGGACGCUCAAUCAACCUUGACUACCAGCAGUACCUGUACAUCAGCCAUGUCUGCUAUCAGAAGGCUUUGCCCUGGUUCUCCAAGUAUUUUCCUUAUCUUGCAUUUGUCAACUCCCUGGUCUUAAUGGCAAGCAGCAACUUUUGGUUCAGGUACCCUAAGACCUCAUCAAAAAUUGAACACUUUUUAUCCAUCCUCAUGAAAUGUUUUGAGUCACCUUGGACCACCAAGGCUCUCUCUGAAAUGUCCUGCCAGCACUUCCUAGGCCUACCCAAGCCCAUGGAUACUGGAGGGCAUCAAGAACAAUUUAUUUCUCCUUCAUCCUCCUCUCCUAUCCUAGAUCGGAAGGACAGGGAACAAGGUCGGGCAUUGUUUGAGAAGAUCCGCAGAUUCAGGGUGCACACUGAAGGUGCUAGCUUGAUUUACAUGGUCUACACGGGACAAACAAUCUUCAAAAUUGCCAAGAUCCUAACUGUGCUAGGCUACACCUCCAACUGUGUGGGAUCCGUCUCCUUCAAGCAUGUUUGCUGGCCAGACACAGAGAACCUCACUGGCUACUCUACUUUCCUCUGUACCCACAGCUUGGCUUUCAUAUUGCAGAAGUUGAUAGCUGCCUAUUUGUUCUUGGUACUCCUCUAUGGGGUGGUAGGGGCUUACCCACUCUUGUGGCUGAUACAGCAACCUCUGCGCAAGUACUCUUUUAAGCAAGUGCAAGAAGACAUCCCAGAUGUGUACAAUGAUUUUGCUUUCCUGCUGCACAUAGCUGACCAGUGCGACCAACUAUACUCAUGGAGGUUUGCCAUCUUCCUCUCAGCCAUGAAUGAGAACUGCCCACUGGAUGUAGGCCUUGACCAUGAGCUGGUUAUUGAAGAUUGGGUGGGGCAUAAUUUUCUUGCCCUAAGCUCAAAGAAAACACAUAGGCACUUACAAAUGAACAAAUAA
Molecule: messenger RNA, 1305 nt
Organism: Elgaria multicarinata webbii
Lineage: Eukaryota; Metazoa; Chordata; Lepidosauria; Squamata; Anguidae
Product: volume-regulated anion channel subunit LRRC8D-like
Exons: 2
Coding region: 79-1305 (408 amino acids)
Source: RefSeq, a predicted model, not a curated record